AUGAUUAGUGCUGUAUCGGAGAUCUACGCCAAAGGGAGCGGCAACCAAUCGGGCACGCGUGCAGCCUACACGGCCCCUGCACUCCUCAGCGUCUCCGUGUCGCAGUCACACGACCGGAUAACAGCGCUGCCAGAGGCCGACACUUCCGAGUCCCUAGAUCCUCAGACACGUGCGCGGGGGUCGAGCAACAGCAGCCAGUGCGCAUGCGCGUGGGCUGUCAGCGUCCCGCGCGGGGUGCGGGGGCCGCGGCGCCAUGCAGAUCGCCACUCGUGUGCAGCGCGCUCACUGGCGCAGCAGCAGAAACGGCGGCGGCGCGUGUGUGGCGUGUGCUAUCGCGCGUGUGUGACGUUGACGUUGCUGCCGACACCUGGCCGGCUGGUGAGACGCCGGCUGACAGGACCUACCGGCGUUGCUGCGUCCCGGGCCGCUGCUCCCGCGCCACCGUCGUUCCGGUCACAGACAACUUCUGCAACUAUCACCCUAACACUCGCCAACAGUAUCCUGUGCAGGUGUGACAAGAGUCACAACAUUGGACCUACAAACAGCCAAGUCUUGCGCAAGAUUAUCCUGCACAAGCGCUGUUUCAUGCUGGCGUAAGCUUGAACCCAAUCUGGGAGAGAGAUCUGCUUUAGUCAAAGGCCGGCGGCGGCGGCGCCUCCCAGCGGGGAAGCAGCCGGGACAGGACGGCAGGCAGUGCGAGCUGCCGACGCUCCGCGAGAUCUGCGCUCC
Molecule: messenger RNA, 729 nt
Organism: Schistocerca nitens (vagrant locust)
Lineage: Eukaryota; Metazoa; Arthropoda; Insecta; Orthoptera; Acrididae
Exons: 7
Coding region: 1-597 (198 amino acids)
Source: RefSeq, a predicted model, not a curated record